Molecule: messenger RNA, 1625 nt
Organism: Rhinolophus ferrumequinum (greater horseshoe bat)
Lineage: Eukaryota; Metazoa; Chordata; Mammalia; Chiroptera; Rhinolophidae
Gene: VRK3
Product: VRK serine/threonine kinase 3
Exons: 15
Coding region: 258-1595 (445 amino acids)
Biological process (GO): signal transduction; peptidyl-serine phosphorylation
Cellular component (GO): nucleus; cytoplasm
Molecular function (GO): ATP binding; protein serine/threonine kinase activity
Source: RefSeq, a predicted model, not a curated record
GGGGCAGUCCUGCCUCAGGGCGGAGGAUGCGCGCGCAGCGCCUUCCGCCUCAGCGGAAGUUUCUUCGUGGCAACUGAGGUGAGUCCUAUCCCGGCGGGUGGAUCCGAGGGUCUGGCGGCGCAUACUUGGACUCCACCCCAAUCACCAAAUUCAGAGAACACUGUUAAGAUGGAGUUUCUAGCCCAGUGAAUCUUGAGUGCCAGACCGUGACCCCAUAAAGCUUCCUGUUCCCUCCUCUGCCACUGCUGUUUUCUAGCAUGAUCAACUUUUGUCCAGACUGUGGGAAAAAUAUUCAAACAGCAUUCAAAUUCUGCCCCUACUGCGGAAAGCAUUUGCCUACCGGGGAGGAUGAGGAGCCCCAGAGCCUUCUCGGAUCGCUUCUGUCAUCUUUCCGAGACUCAAGGAGAGAGAGCAGCAGUUCUGAAAGCACUCCCAAGAAAGUGAAAUGGUCCAGCUGUGUCACUUCUUCCCCCGUCUCAGAUGCUUCUGGGUCUAAAGAUACCCCGAGUCCCUGUAAGAAACCCAAAGGGUCCCGGAGCAAACCCCCAACCCCCAAAAGCAGUCCACAGGCGACCAGGGUAAGCCCUCAGACACUGAAGCGGAGCCGAGUGACCACCUUACUCCAGGCUUUGCCCACAGGGACGGUGCUGACAGACAAGAAUGGGCAGCACUGGAAGCUGGGAUCCCUCCAGACCAGGAACGACCAGGGCAUUCUCUAUGAAGCUGAGCCUGUAUCCGCCUGCGCAGCAAGUUCCCGGAAACAAAGAUUCUCCCUUAAACUAGAUGCCAAGGAUGGGCGCUUGUUCAAUGAGCAGAACUUCUUCCAGCGGGCUGCCAAACCUUUGCAAGUGAACAAGUGGAAGAGGCUGCACUCAAGCCCCCUACUGGCCAUCCCCACCUGCGUCGGUUUUGGUGUUCACCAGGACAGGUACAGGUUCUUGGUGCUCCCCAUGCUGGGGAGGAGCCUUCAGUCCGCCCUGGAUGACCACCCGAAGCAUAAAAUGUCCAUGCAGUCAGUGUUCCAGAUGGCCUGCCGGCUGCUGGAUGCCCUGGAGUUCCUUCACGAGAAUGAGUAUGUUCAUGGAAAUGUGACAGCUGAGAAUAUCUUUGUGAAUCCAGAGGACCUGAGCCAGGUGACCCUGGCAGGCUAUGGCUUCGCCUUCCGCUAUUCCCCAGGUGGCAGACACGUGGCCUACGUGGAAGGGAGCAAGGGCCCACAUGAGGGGGACCUCGAGUUCAUCAGCAUGGACGUGCACAAGGGGUGCGGGCCCUCCCGUCGCAGUGACCUCCAGACCUUAGGCUACUGUUUGCUGAAGUGGCUUUAUGGGACGCUGCCGUGGACAAACUGUCUUCCUAACACCGAGGAUAUCAUGAAGCUGAAACAGAAGUUUCUUGACAGCCCGGAGACUCUCGUGGGAAAGUGCAGUCGCUGGAUGAGUCCCUCAGAGACCCUGCAGAAGUACCUGAAGGUUGUGAUGGCCCUCCAGUACGAUGAGAAGCCACCCUAUGCCCUUCUGAGGAAUGAUCUGGAAGCCGUGUUGCAGGAUCUGCGGGUGUCAGCCUACGACCCCAUGGACCUCCAGAUGGUGCCAUAGAACUUUCAACGUGCAGUACGAGAUAGAGGG